CUGCUGUCAUCGAGAGUAUGAAGCUACCUUGGAGUAAACUUGGCAAUGUCACUACGGAUGGAUCUCCAAAUUUAACUGGAAAAAAUGUGGGACUGCUGAAGAGAAUUCAGAAUAAAGUGAAAGAGGAAAACACUGACCAAGAUGUUAUUUUCCUUCACUACAUCAUACACCAAGAAUCUUUGUGUAAAUCUGUAUUACAGCUUAAUCAUGUUGUGAAUCCAGUUGUAAAACUUGUUAACUGCAUACGAGCAAAGGGACUUCAGCACCGUCAGUUCAUUACAUUUCUGGAGGAAACCGAUGCAGACCACCAAGAAUUGCUUUACCACCCUCGUGUCCGCUGGUUGAGUUUGGGCAAAGUGUUUAAACAAGUUUGGGAUCUCAAAGAAGAGAUUUUUUUGGAGUUAAAGGGGAAGUCUGACGAUUUUCCAGAACUGAGUGACAAGAAUUGGCUGUGUGACUUUGCGUUUGCUGUAGACAUUUUUUCUCAAAUGAAUGAGCUAAACGUCAGGCUACAGGGAAAAGAGCAGUAUAUGCACGACAUGUAUACUAAUGUGAAUGCCUUUCCAGGAAAACUUCAAAGAAAAACUUAUCUCAUUUUCCCACACUAG
Molecule: messenger RNA, 608 nt
Organism: Erpetoichthys calabaricus (reedfish)
Lineage: Eukaryota; Metazoa; Chordata; Cladistia; Polypteriformes; Polypteridae
Product: general transcription factor II-I repeat domain-containing protein 2-like
Exons: 1
Coding region: 18-608 (196 amino acids)
Source: RefSeq, a predicted model, not a curated record